CCAUCCACAAUCCAUCUCAUGCGUCCCUUCUCCCCACAAUACGUGAGAUCCAUCAACCAAAGCAUCCAAACAACAACCCGCUCCCAACUCUCCAAACGCCUCUCCGCAAGAAUGUCGACCAACCACGGCGAGCUCAACAUCGAAAACACCAACAUCUCCACCUAUCCGGACGUCAAGCUCUCCGACCAGCAAAAGACGCUCGUAGGCAGCGUCCUCGACCUCUUCGCCGGCCGCCCGUCGCUCGCCAAACUGCAACUCUGGAAAGACGACGCCACCUUCUCCGACCCGCUGACCAUCGCCAAAGGCCGCGACCAGUACCAGGCGCAAUGGUACGGCUUGCAAACCGCCUUUUCGGAAAUCGAGCGCAUCAGCCAUCAAGUCACCAGCAGUGGGAAUCCGAUUGAGAUGGACAUGACGCAGCGGUAUAAGGUCAAGGGCAUUGGGUCGGAGCAGACGAUUAGCAGUAAGGUGUUCAUUCAUCAUGAUGGCGACAAGAUUACCAAGGUGGAGGAUAAGUGGAACGGCAAGUUGCCUGAGGGCGGGAUUGCGCAGGCUUUCCGUCGCUUGAAUGCCGUGACGGUGCCGCAUAUCGUCGGCGUGCCGAAAGACGCUGAAGAGGAUGCGAAGAAGGGGAACUGAAGCCUUGCGUUUGUACAGAAAGGUCUAUGAUCUCCUCUUCAAAACCAAUACAGAAGGUUACGACAGUGUUAUGAAUCAAUGCCACAGUAUGCACGACUCA
Messenger RNA from Neohortaea acidophila, 739 nucleotides. RefSeq lists its product as uncharacterized. The transcript has a single exon. The coding region runs from base 19 to 639 and encodes 206 amino acids. The record is from RefSeq and is a predicted model, not a curated record. Lineage: Eukaryota; Fungi; Ascomycota; Dothideomycetes; Mycosphaerellales; Teratosphaeriaceae.